Molecule: messenger RNA, 2551 nt
Organism: Notechis scutatus (mainland tiger snake)
Lineage: Eukaryota; Metazoa; Chordata; Lepidosauria; Squamata; Elapidae
Gene: RPN1
Product: ribophorin I
Cellular component (GO): membrane; oligosaccharyltransferase complex
Source: RefSeq, a predicted model, not a curated record
CUCGGCGUGGGGGGCGCCAUCUUGUGCCCUUUGGAUGAAUGAACAAGCGACGCGAAAGAGUCCAUCCGGUUUGCUCCUCGGCUUCGUUCUUCAGCGUGGCCGACCAUGGGGAUCGACCUCGUCCACCUCUUGCUCCUUCUGUGCCUGGGCAGAGCGGCCCUGGCAGCUCCCGAGCUGAUCAAUGAAGACGUAAAGCGGACCGUGGACCUCAGCACACACCUGGCCAAAGUGACGGCCGAGAUAAGCCUGGCCAACUCCGCCGGGAGCUCGGCGUCUGCCACGUCUUUCCUCCUGGCUUUGGACCCCGGCUUGGAGAGCCACCUGGCCUACCUGGGGGCGCAGGUAAAAGCUGAAGAAGAGGAGGAAAAUAUCCUGGAGGUAAAGGAGACAAAAGUAAAAGGUAAAAGUGGCAAAUUCUUCACUGUGAAAUUGCUGGCUCCUUUGCCUCCAGGUGGAAAAAUUCGUUUAUCUAUUGAAACCGUUUUCACACAUGUCCUGCAACCCUACCCCACACACAUCUCUCAGGCAGAGAAGCAGUUUGUGGUUUUUGAAGGUAAUCAUUAUUUCUACUCUCCAUAUGUAACCAAGACCCAGACAACUCGUGUGAAACUGGCCUCAAGAAACAUUGAAAACUACACCAAGUUAGGCAAUCCCAGCCGCUCAGAGGAUAUGAUUGAAUAUGGACCCUUCAAGGAUGUACCCCCAUACAGUGAGGAUAACCUUAAGAUACAUUAUGAAAACAACAGUCCAUUCCUGACGAUUACCAGCAUGAUACGUGUCAUUGAAGUGUCUCACUGGGGUAAUAUUGCAGUUGAAGAAACAGUUGACUUAAGGCAUACAGGAGCUGUACUCAAAGGACCCUUCUCCAGAUACGACUAUCAAAGACAGCCAGAUAGUGGAAUAUCUUCCGUGAAAUCUUUUAAGACGAUCCUUCCUGCUGCUGCUCAAGAUGUGUAUUACAGAGAUGAAAUUGGCAACAUAUCUACCAGUCAUCUUCUUGUCUUGGAUGACUCAGUGGAAAUGGAGAUUCGCCCUCGUUUCCCUUUGUUUGGUGGUUGGAAGACACACUAUAUAAUUGGCUACAAUUUGCCCAGCUAUGAAUAUCUCUUUAAUCUUGGUGAUCAGUAUGCUCUGAAGAUGAGAUUUAUUGACCAUGUUUUCGAUGAGCAAGUUACAGACUCGUUAACUGUAAAGAUUAUUCUUCCAGAGGGUGCCAAAAAUAUUCAUGUGGACAGUCCAUAUGAUAUCAGCCGGGCUCCUGAUGAACUUCACUAUACCUAUCUUGAUACAUUUGGCCGUCCAGUCAUUGUGGCACAUAAGAGUAACCUAGUUGAACAACAUAUCCAAGAUAUUGUGGUACAUUACACCUUUAAUAAAAUCCUGAUGUUGCAAGAACCUCUGCUGGUAGUUGGAGCAUUCUACAUCCUAUUCUUUACAGUGAUUCUGUAUGUGAGGUUGGAUUUCUCCAUCACUAAGGAUCCAGCAGCAGAAGCUAGGAUGAAAGUUGCUUGCAUUACAGAGCAAGUUCUAACUGGAGUGAAUAAGAGACUAUGUCUUUACCGCCUUUUUGAUGAAGCUGUGAAUAAGUACAAGCAGUCACGCGAUAUUUCUACUCUGAAUAGUGGCAAAAAGUCUCUGGAAGUUGAACAUAAAGCCUUAACAAAUGAAAUAGCCUCAUUGCAAUCCAAGUUGAAGAUGGAAGGUUCUGACCUAUGUGACAAAGUCAGCGAAAUACAGAAGCUGGAUAGUCAAGUCAAGGAGCUGGUUGUAAAAUCAUCUUUGGAGGCCGAGCGUCUGGUUGUUGGCAAACUUAAGAAGGAUACGUACAUAGAGAAUGAUAAGAUCCAUUCCAGCAGGCGUCAAGAGUUGAUCAGCAAAAUUGACAACAUUCUCGAUGCACUAUAAGUUAGGAUUUAAAAAUUGGGGUAAUGUGAGGGAAGAAUGCAAGGCAAUUGUAUGGGUAUACUGAGCCAUACUAAUUUAGAAAGUAAGAGAGCAGCAAAUAAGUAUGCCUGGUGUUUAACAUGGGGGUGGGGAGGCUUUUUUUUUCCUUGUAAACCUGAAUUUGGAAUUUGAGGUUUGUUAUUUUGGGGCAUGUUUGCAUUGCUGUAUGGAGGAGGUUGGAUACUACGUUGGCUCAACACAACUUUUGUCCUCCCAUAAAGUUCCAAGUGUUAAUUAUUAUGACUUCCGAGUCUGUUGUAAAGUCCCCUAAUCGCCAGUAGAGAAACAUGCACACAGGUCCUCUUCGGACACUGGAUAUCUCAGAAGACAAUAAAUACAAUUAUUUUUUCCAAAGGUUUGAUGUCAAAUCUUUUUCUCUUCCGUUUGUAAUUUGGGGAUGUAACUAUGGAUAAAUAAUUGAAAAGGGUUUUUGUAAUACUUGUUGCACAGAUUGCGAUUUUUUUACAUCUGAAUUUUCUGAGCCUCUCGAAUUUAUAGCAUCAGGACAAUAAGAUAAGAUCAAUUUGCUUAUAAGCCUGUGCUUUUUUCUCAGACAGUUGGUUUCUUUGAGAAAACAAAACUUAAAUAAAGACAUACGGAUGUUUUA